This is a messenger RNA of Gadus morhua (Atlantic cod), 2209 nucleotides long. RefSeq names its product leucine-rich repeat, immunoglobulin-like and transmembrane domains 3b (gene lrit3b). The transcript has 5 exons. Bases 465 to 1565 code for a protein of 366 amino acids. NCBI's taxonomy places the organism in Eukaryota, Metazoa, Chordata, Actinopteri, Gadiformes, Gadidae. The record is from RefSeq and is a predicted model, not a curated record. Gene Ontology annotation, molecular function: protein binding.
GCAUGUUAUGUUACGCAUGUUUACGACAUACCAUGUUCUAAUUGGUUUUGCACUCUUAUAGUAGGGAAGCUCCGACUAGAGCUCUGUGACAUCACAUCUUUUUUCAUACAUAACAGGCAGCAGCUAAUUUGCAUUAAAGCUACAGAUAUCAGAAACAGCGCAUUCUGAAGGGACUGAAACAGAGGGGAGUAGCGGUACGCAAGAUUUUAUUUUUUCUAUUUCCAGCAAACAGCUUCAAAAACUGGAACUCAUAUACUAUGUUUACUUGUUGGGAAAACACCAUAAUUUGUCUCCUUUAAUUGUCAUGAAGCCCAUCCAUGCACGUUGCUGCACAAGCUGAAUUGUUUUCAGAAAUUGUUCCCCUUCCUGAUUUCAAAAUUACUGUUAUAAUAAUAUAACAAUUAAAACAACUGAAAAGUAUAGUUACAGUAUAGUCACUAAUACAACCUGAUCAUAAAUGUCGAAUGCAUGUUGUUUAUGUCUAUGGAACCUUCUAUUUAUUCCAAUCCGCUAGAUGGGUCCAGUGCCGGGGCCCUGGGCUGCGGUACAUCCCCGCCAACGCCCCCGCGGACACGGUCCGGCUGCGUCUGGAGAACACCCUGGUCUCCAGAGUGCCCCGUGCAGCCUUCUACAACCUCUCGCAGCUGCGCUUCCUGUGGCUGACCUAUAACUGCAUCACGUCCGUCCACCCAAGCAGCUUCCUUAAUCUGAGGUCCCUCCAUGAGCUGCGCCUUGACGGGAACCUGCUUUCGGCCUUCCCUUGGGAGGGCCUGAGGGACGCGCCCCUCCUUCGCACCCUGGGCCUACACAACAACCGUCUAUCCAGCCUGCCUGCCCAGGCCGCGCUGUUCCUGCCCAACGUCACCUACCUGGACCUCUCCAGCAACAGAUUAACUAUGUUGCCCGCUGAGCUUCUUAACCUGUGGUUCCCACGAACGGGUCGAGAGGGUGGGCUUGUGAAAAUAAAGAUUUUAGGUCUCCAUGACAACCCUUGGUUGUGUAACUGUGAGAUUUCCAUGAUCAGGUCCUUAUCCAUGUCUCGGGGAAGCCUUGUGGUUCUGAUUGACCAGAUGUUGACUUGCAGCAAGUCUAUUGACGGGCCCACUGUGGAGGUACCAGGAAAGGAGACCUCCCACUGUAUACGGCUCUCAGUCAAGCCAGCAGCAACAACAGUCAUUUCCUCUCUAGGCAGUAAUGUAAUCCUUCGCUGUGAUGCAACUGGCUUCCCGACACCAACUCUGACGUGGAUCAAAACAUCAACCUACUCUGGAUGCUGUCCACCAGACACCCCUGAAAAUAUUGAACCAUUACCAAAGAAUCUAAAGAGUUUUCUGCAGGUGUCGCCUGGAGUGGGAUUACGUUGGUCCGUCAUUAGCCUGAGCGGGCUGUCACUCAGAGAUGCUGGAGAAUACCGCUGUCAAGCACGCAACACGGCGGGAAUAGCUGAAGCAAACAUCAAGCUUAAGGUGGUCGGGGUGAUAGGAGGCGCACAUCCUACUACAAAUAAGUUGGUUCAAGCUCAGCUGAAAACAUCUUUUAAAUUGUAUCGUCCAGAUACAAUUUAACUUUAAAGAAAUGUCAUAAGCACACUUCAUUACCAAGGACAGCCCCGUCACAAACAAACGCAAACACAAUCAACUAAUAUUUAAAUAGGUUUAAUCAGCUCUUGGUGAUUCAGCCAGUUAGCGUAUGGCUUGACUGCAUACAAAUUAUGUUAAAUGUAAUUUAUUGUCAGUCCUGAAUACACAAUAAAAUGGAAAUAUUGCUUUACAAUGCUGAAAAUGCUGAAAAAAAAUUUAAUCUGUGAUGUUUGUGCUACCACACGUCAAGACCUUUGUCACAUCUCCUUCCCUUCCUAAAUCAAUCAUUAAUAAAUGAAUAAUGAACUCAUUCAUUCAUUCAAAUGUAAAUGAAUAACCACAUACUUACUUAUUAUUAAAACAUGAAAUACAUACUUUAAUAAAUACUUGAUGCAAUGUGGAAGACCCUACAAAGCAUCUCAAUGACUUAUCAGAGACAGGGCACUAGCCUGGGAAUCUGAAGCUUAUGUGUUUGUCCCCCAUCAGAGGGUCUGUCCCCCUCCCCUCAGAGGGUCUGUCCCCCUCAGAGGGUCUGUCCCCCCUCAGAGGGUCUGUCCCCCUCAGAGGGUCUGUUCCCCUCCCCUCAGAGGGUCUGUCCCCCUCAGAGGGUCUGUUCCCCUCCCCUCAGA